AUGAACGAUAAUCAAAAUGAUGAAAAGGUUGUUGAGGAGGUGUUGAAAACAAAGGUUAUUUCUCGUAGAAAAAGGAGAACAAAAAUUCUGAUUCAACCCAUUGAAGAAGAAGAAGAAGUAAAAACAACAACAAUUGUACCACCACCUGUCGUUGUUGCUCGUAAUGUUGAACAAUCAUCCUCCGAAGUUAAAGAGGACAUUGAUCAAAAGGAAAAACAGGAAAUAGUGGUUCAUCAUCACAACAAAAGAAGGAGUACUGGUAGUAAUAAUGAUAUGGAAUAUGACGAUUCUAGUUGCAUUGAUAUUUCAAUAGUGAGUGAUGGAAUGGAUAAUAGUCUAGUUGAGGAUGAAGUAAUGGAAGAUAAGACAGAUGGUGUCUAUUCGGAGGAAAAUAAUUCUGGUGGUGAAGAGGAUGAAGAUGAAAUGAAUAAGUACAUAGAUGAAGACGAAGAGGAAGAUUCUGAUGGCGAAGAAAAUCAUGAGGACAAGCCAAUUCAACAUGAGGAGGAAGAUGAUGAAACUGCUGAUAGACGGAGAUCUUCCUAUCCUUUUGUUGAAUUAUUGUUGGAGAAUGAAUUAGUCACACCACCAAUGAUUCUUCCAUAUAUUGAGAAUAACUUUCAUCCAAUCUAUCAUUUGUGGAAACAUGGAUUUAUUCACUUGAAUAUGAAUAGUAAUAUAAUAGAUUAUCAUAUCAAUUAUUUGAUGAAGUAUGUCAAAAAAGUUGAUGAUUAUGAGUAUUCUAUUAUCGAAAUUGAUGUGAGAGAGUAUAGUACCUUGUCUUCAGUUUUACACUCUCUAUUAAUCAAAAUGUUCGACCACACAAAAUUCAGAAAGGUACCUUCCAAGGUUUACUUCUUCUCUAAAUUGAGUGAAUUGACUGACAAGUUUUGCAUUCUUCUGAAAGGUAUUAACGAUUUUGAGUUAUUAUCAAUAUUUAUGAAUUUAUUUAGGAAUAGUUCUAAUAGAAUUUGUGUAUUUUAUAUUGAUAACAAACAUUUAUCGUUUGAUAAUGUAAAUAUCAACUCUAAUAAUAUUAUCAAUAUAUAUAGUAACAUAAUUUAUAAUACAGUAAAUUGUAAUGAUAUGGAUGUAAUCAAGUCCUAUCUUGUGAAUAAUAUUGUAGAGUUUAGUGAGUAUAGGGAGAUUUUUGAGGAAUUUAUAGAACUCUUCUUGAAUGUUCACAUGAGUAUGGAAAAGAAUAUUAUAAUAUUUAUUAAAAUAAUUCCUAGAUUAUUCAAACAUUGUUUGACUCAAGUCGACACGACGAAUGAGAUUACCUGUAUGAGUCUUUUCAAAUUGGUGAGCAAUAUUUCAUUCCAUCAAUUGAUAGAAAUGUUCGAUGUGUACAAUUUGAAGGAGCUUGCUGCUAGAUCCCUAAAUAAUCCAUCUGACAAGAAGAAUAAUUUGGAAGAAUUUUUGGAGAGUGAAAGUAUUGGUUCAACCAGUGAAUUAAUUGAAAAGCACAUUAUUAUUGCAGCCUAUGUUGCUAGCAAAAAUUCGAAACAGUGGGAUACACUAUUGGAUAAUUCAUUGAAACAAAAGAAAAAGAGGAAAAAAUUAGACGAAACAUCAAGUGUAAAGAUUAGCACCAAGACCAAUAAGAAACAAUUAUUUGACAUACCAAGAUUGUUGUACAUUUUCAGAAAUAUCAUUAGCAAUUCCCAACAUGUAGAUUCUCUAACUGGUCCAAUUGACUAUAUUCCACACAUUUCAAGUCUACUGAGUAAGAAUGUCCUCGAAUGGAAACGAAAAAAGAAUGAAAUUUUACAAUCCAAUAUGAAUAGUGGAGAGCACAUGAUGACACUUUCUUCCAAGUAUUCAUUUCCAAUUGUGAAAGAAUUGGCAACUGAAUUGGGAAUUAGCACACUCUUUGAACGUUAUGUUGAAGAGGAAUAA
Molecule: messenger RNA, 1899 nt
Organism: Naegleria gruberi
Lineage: Eukaryota; Heterolobosea; Eutetramitea; Acrasida; Naegleriidae
Exons: 1
Coding region: 1-1899 (632 amino acids)
Source: RefSeq, a predicted model, not a curated record